CUCUCUCUCUCAUUCUCAGUUGUACUCGACGAGUGGAGGUGAACACAAGAAUUACCCGAAGGACUCCCAACAAUUUUUUCCUGACAAUUUUCUCAAGUAGUUUCUCAAUAAGUUUAAUUUUUCAAAAUGUUGAAGUAUUUAAUCAGUGCUGCUGUUCUUGCGACACUUUUCGUUUACAUCAACGCAGAAUGUGUCAUUUGUGACUCGAGGCACGAUAUUAACUGUUUGUACGAUAAUCUUCCUUCUACCAACUGCACCCCUUGGGACAACCAAUGCUUUGUGCGAAUCGACGAAGACGGAAGCACCGUCAGGGGAUGCCUGAACACAUUGGGUGGACCUGAGCAGUUCCAAUGCACUGGUCAAAAUUGCUUCUCCUGCACAAACCUUCGGAUUGGUACUGGAUUCCAUCCCGGUUGUAACAAUAUCAUUUUCCCUGAACAUCGUAUCCGUUGUCAUGUCUGCAACAGUACCACCAGCUUCGACUGCGUUGGUGACCAGACCAAUCCGCCCAUCAUUUGUCCCAGAUUCGUCGAUGGAGACCAAUGCUUCAUCAUGCGUCGUGGUGACACCUUUUCCCGAGGAUGUGUAAGCGAUGAACCAAUUUGUGCACAGGAAAAUGCCUGUUAUACUUGCCCCGGUGAGGGAUGCAACAUGGCCAAUGCAACCAAUAUCGAACUUCCUGAAGCUCCAAACUCUGCCAAUACGAUUUCUAUCUUCUCCUUCUUCAUGUUUGCUCUUUGUGCCAUUCUCCUCAAAGAAAGUAUUUAAGGAUGUUCCUUAGAGAAUUAUCUUCAUUUCAGUUGCAUUUAUUUCAUUUUUUUUCGCACUAGGAAUUCUUUCACUUCCACGAUUUUGUCACAAAAAGUGUUCUUUAAUCAAUAAAUGAAGUAGACUUAAAUA
Phlebotomus papatasi is the source of this 900-nucleotide messenger RNA. RefSeq lists its product as uncharacterized. The transcript is spliced from 3 exons. Bases 127 to 768 code for a protein of 213 amino acids. NCBI's taxonomy places the organism in Eukaryota, Metazoa, Arthropoda, Insecta, Diptera, Psychodidae. The record is from RefSeq and is a predicted model, not a curated record.